Molecule: messenger RNA, 3048 nt
Organism: Miscanthus lutarioriparius
Lineage: Eukaryota; Viridiplantae; Streptophyta; Magnoliopsida; Poales; Poaceae
Source: the annotation of a GenBank genome assembly
AUGACGUGGUUCCGCGCCGCCUCAGGGGCCGCCCGCCUCGCCCUCCGCCGCAGCCUCGCCAGCCGCGCGUCGCCAGCCGCCACCCGAUGCGGCCGCGGCUUCCACUCCACCGCUCUGCGGCCCCGCUCCGCCGCCCCCGUGCCCCGGGCCGUCCCGCUCUCGCGCCUCUCUGACAGCUUCCUCGACGGCACCAGCAGCGUCUACCUCGAGGAGCUCCAGCGGGCCUGGGAGGCCGACCCUUCCUCCGUCGACGAGUCAUGGGACAACUUCUUCCGCAACUUCGUCGCCCAGGCCUCUCCCUCCGCCGGCGUCUCCGGCCAGACCAUCCAGGAGAGCAUGCAGCUCCUCCUCCUCGUCAGGGCCUACCAAGUCAACGGCCACAUGAUGGCCAAGCUCGACCCCCUCGGCCUCGACGAAAGAGCCGUCCCCGAAGACCUCCACCUCGGCCUCUACGGCUUCACAGACGCUGACCUCGACAGGGAGUUCUUCCUCGGCGUCUGGAGGAUGUCCGGUUUCCUCUCCGAGAACCGCCCCGUCCUCACCCUCCGUGAGAUCCUCAGCAAGCUCCAGCAGGCAUACUGUGGACCCAUCGGCUACGAGUACAUGCACAUCCCCGACAGGGACAAGUGCAACUGGCUCAGGGAAAAGAUCGAGACCGCCAAGCCCAAGGAAUACAACAAGGACCGCCGCCUUGUCAUGCUUGACAGGCUUAUCUGGAGCACCCAGUUCGAGAACUUCCUAGCCACCAAGUGGGCCACCGCCAAGAGGUUUGGCCUUGAGGGUGGCGAGACACUCAUUCCUGGCAUGAAGGAGAUGUUCGAUAGGGCUGCUGACCUCGGCGUUGAGAACAUUGUCAUCGGCAUGCCGCAUAGGGGAAGGCUCAAUGUCCUUGGUAAUGUUGUUCGCAAGCCACUGUCUCAGAUAUUCAGCGAGUUCACUGGCGGCACAAGGCCUGUUGAAGGUGAGGAUGGUCUCUACACCGGAACCGGUGAUGUCAAGUACCACCUGGGUACCUCCUAUGAUCGCCCAACUCGAGGCGGCAACAGGAUCCACUUGUCCUUGGUCGCCAAUCCCAGCCAUCUGGAAGCCGUUGAUCCUGUUGUCAUUGGCAAGACACGCGCUAAGCAGUUCUACUCCAAUGAUACUGACAGGACAAAGAACAUGGGUAUUCUGAUCCAUGGAGAUGGAAGCUUUGCUGGCCAGGGUGUCGUCUAUGAGACGCUCCAUCUAAGUGCCCUCCCAAACUACACUACUGGUGGAACCAUUCAUAUUGUUGUCAAUAACCAAGUUGCCUUCACGACUGAUCCAAGAGCUGGCAGGUCCUCCCAGUACUGCACAGAUGUCGCCAAAGCCCUGAAUGUUCCUAUAUUCCAUGUAAACGGCGACGAUUUAGAGGCUGUUGUUCGUGUUUGUGAGCUUGCAGCUGAGUGGCGCCAGACUUUUCACUCUGAUGUGGUGGUCGAUCUGAUUUGCUACCGCCGUUUCGGGCAUAACGAAAUCGAUGAACCCUCCUUCACACAGCCAAAGAUGUAUCAGGUCAUUAAGAACCAUCCCAGCUCAUUGAAGCUUUAUGAGCAGAAACUGCUCGGAACGGGUGAAGUCUCAAAAGAAGAUGUCCAGAGGAUCCAUGACAAGGUGAACCGAAUCUUGAAUGAAGAGUUUGCAAAGAGCAAAGACUAUGUUCCCAACAAGAGGGAUUGGCUCUCAGCUUACUGGACUGGCUUUAAGUCACCAGAGCAAAUAUCACGUGUUCGCAACACUGGGGUGAAGCCCGAGAUACUGAAACGUGUAGGACAGGCAAUUACUACACUGCCUGAAAACUUCAAACCACACAGAGCAGUGAAGAAGAUUUUUGACCUGCGAGCAGCUAUGAUCGAGAGUGGUGAAGGAAUUGAUUGGGCUGUUGCAGAAGCCCUGGCCUUUGCAACACUUAUAGUGGAAGGCAAUCAUGUUAGGCUAAGUGGACAGGAUGUGGAAAGAGGAACUUUCAGCCAUCGGCAUGCAGUUCUGCAUGAUCAGGAAACUGGAGCAAAGUACUGCCCACUUGACCAUGUUGCAAUGAAUCAAAGUGAGGAGCUGUUUACUGUUAGCAACAGUUCACUUUCAGAGUUUGCUGUUCUUGGGUUUGAAUUGGGUUACUCCAUGGAGAACCCUAAUUCAUUGGUUCUUUGGGAAGCACAAUUUGGCGAUUUUGCCAAUGGUGCACAAGUGAUGUUUGACCAGUUUUUGAGCAGUGGCGAGGCAAAAUGGUUGCGGCAAACCGGCCUUGUUGUUCUGCUGCCUCAUGGUUAUGAUGGCCAAGGUCCUGAGCAUUCCAGUGCCCGCUUGGAGCGCUUCCUUCAGAUGAGUGAUGAUAAUCCUUUUGUCAUACCUGAGAUGGAACCAACACUUCGCAAGCAGAUACAAGAGUGUAACUGGCAAGUUGUGAAUGUGACAACUCCUGCAAAUUAUUUUCAUUUGUUGCGUCGGCAGAUACAUAGGGAGUUCCGGAAGCCACUGAUUGUAACAGCCCCGAAGAACCUGCUUAGGCACAAGGAUUGCAAGUCAAAUCUUUCAGAGUUUGAUGAUGUUGAAGGCCAUCUAGGAUUUGAUAAGCAGGGAACACGUUUCAAGCGACUGAUAAAGGACCGUAAUGAUCACAAGCAAGUCGAAGAGGGUAUCAACCGUCUUAUCUUAUGUUCUGGGAAAGUUUACUAUGAACUUGACGAAGAGCGUAAGAAGUCCGAGCGUGGUGAUGUUGCAAUUUGCAGAGUUGAGCAACUUUGCCCAUUCCCGUAUGACCUUAUCCAAAGAGAGCUUAAGAGAUACCCAAAUGCGGAGAUUGUGUGGUGCCAGGAGGAGCCCAUGAACAUGGGUGCAUACAGCUACAUCUGUCCUCGGCUGUUUACUGCCAUGAAGGCUCUUGGGCGGGGUUCGUUUGAAGACAUCAAGUAUGUGGGCAGAGCACCUUCAGCUGCUACAGCAACAGGCUUCCUGUCGGUUCAUGUGCAGGAGCAGUCAGAGCUAGUGAAGAAGGCACUGCAGCCAGAGCCGAUCAAAUUCCCCUGA